GAUCAAGACUUGGAAAACACGCAAACGCGAAAGAAAGACUCUAGAUUGCCCCUCUUUCAUUGCCCUGUUUCAUCCCGCGCCGCGCCGAUCGGAAAUCUCGAAAUUCUCACGCCUUGCAGCUAGCUAGCUAUAUAGCUGCUCAUCAUGCCAACUCGCCGCUUGAAGGGUAGAGAUGAGCGAGGCAAGUGUGCGUGAGGGCUUGGCACGAUGCAAAGGGGGGUGGGGGGGGGGGAGGGGGGGGGGGGGGGGGGGGGGGGGGGGGGGGGGGGGGGGGGGGGGGAUGAUGGGGCUUCGCAUUCGCACUCGCAGUCUGCAUGGCCCAUUAUUGCGAAGUGAUGAAUGCUUGGACGUGGAAUUGCACGGAGAUGUGUGUAUGGGUAUGGCAUCUGAGGUCAGCAUGCAGGGACAAAGCGAGGAGAGCUAUAGGCAGCAGGAACGAAGAGGGGAAAUGCAGCCAGCCACAAAUGCACGCAUGCACGCACGCAUGUGCGCAGGUGGAGCAGCUGAUGGAUGGCAGCAGCACGGAGCAUAUAUAUGAUGCAGCAGCAGGAGGAGAGAUCGAGUUCCGUGAUUCGUGAUUG
Messenger RNA from Ceraceosorus guamensis, 581 nucleotides. RefSeq lists its product as hypothetical. The transcript has a single exon. The record is from RefSeq and is a predicted model, not a curated record. Bases 173 to 538 code for a protein of 121 amino acids. NCBI's taxonomy places the organism in Eukaryota, Fungi, Basidiomycota, Exobasidiomycetes, Ceraceosorales, Ceraceosoraceae.